CGCUCUUCAAAUAAAAACCAAAAAAAGUCACUCAAACAAAAUUCCGAAGUUUGUGUAGAAACCACUAUUUUAACACAAAAUCGAGACGUUUAUGUUGUUAUAGAGUGAAAACAUAAUGACAGUGCCCUGACGAUUGAAUGAAAUACCCUUUUUUGCUUUUAUUACACAAGUCAAGGAAAAAUUAAAUGCGAAAUUAGCAGAAUACUAAUCCAAUUUUAACACGCAGGUUCCUGAUUUCGAAGAAUAUUGUCAAAGACUGAAAGUGUAAACAACAGACAAAAUACCUUUUAUAGGAAAUUAUUCAGACUUAUUAUAUUAUAGUUAAACAGCAGUUAAACAAUUUUGAUAUAACACAUACUGAAAAUUGACUUAUUCUGAAUUUGUUAACUGUAAUGAUUCCUUGCUUUGGUCAGAUUUAUCUUUGGAUCAAUUUCGCUGGACAAAGGGAAUUUCCCAGGUGACUGACUCAUCAAACCAAUCAUCAAUAAUUACUGUAUAAAUUUCAGUUUUCUUUCAAUUCAAAGUUCAGAAUCAUUUAGCUCACAAGAGAAAAAUAAUAGUGACAUUAUACAACAGUGCUGGAUGUCUUGAAUGGAAAAUAAUUCAAAUGAUAUUUUUGAUGUGGACAUUUCUGUAACGUCUAAUUAAGUAACAAUGACAAUAUGGCUCAAGCAGUCCUAGCACUGGAACAGUUUGAAUACAUACGUAACAUUGGAAAGGGAAGUUACGGUGAAGUAACCUUAGCAAGACACAAACGAGACAGAAAACAGUAUGUCCUCAAGAAAAUCAACCUCAAGAAGGCAUCAAGCAGGGAAAGGCGAUCAGCAGAGCAGGAAGCAAAGCUCUUGUCAAAGCUGAAACACCCUAACAUUGUGUCCUACAAAGACUCAUUUGAGAAGGAUGGGUUGCUCUACAUUGCCAUGCAGUUUUGCGAGGGUGGUGACUUGUAUAACAAACUCAAAGAGCAGCGGGGCACGUUGCUGGAUGAGAGGCAACUUGUGGAGUGGUUUGUGCAGAUUGCCAUGGCAUUGCAGUACAUGCAUGAAAGAAACAUUUUACACAGAGAUUUAAAAACACAGAAUAUAUUUUUAACAAAGAGUAAAAUCAUCAAAGUUGGUGACCUUGGAAUUGCUAGAGUUUUAGACAAUUCCUCUGAUAUGGCCACAACGUUGAUAGGCACACCAUACUACAUGAGCCCCGAGCUGUUCUCCAACAAACCAUACAACCACAAGUCAGAUGUUUGGGCUCUGGGUUGCUGUGUGUAUGAGAUGAUGACAUUGAAACAUGCAUUUAACGCCAAAGACAUGAAUUCUCUAGUCUAUAAAAUUCUCAGGGGAAAGAUGCCCCCAAUGCCCCGUCAGUACGGUAAGGAUCUAGUGGACCUGGUCCGAAACAUGCUGCACCAAGACCCAUCCAAACGACCCACUGUCAACAGAAUCCUCAGGGACCCUUACAUCAAGAAAAACAUCGCAAUCUUCCUUGAAGAAACAAAACAAAGCCGUCGCCCAGCAAGUGGCCGCCCAUCAAGUCGACCUCAAUCUGCCAAGUCUACUGCCUCCCAGUCUGAGCCAGACACAGCCCGGUCUCGUGUUUCAAUUAUGUCAAAUGAUUCUGAGAGUUCCUAUGACACACCAGACAGUGUGCGAUCAGCUGUGGAAAGUGACCGGUCGGUGGUUAGUGCAUCACAGGUGGACAUGGCAGCAGGUGGGGAGCCUGACAGACAUCAGCACAGGAUGCCAUCAAAUCUAGAACCAAUCAUCGAAGGUCAGGUGGCUGGAACAAAAGAUGAAUCCGACCAAGACACUAUAAAACAGAGCACUGUGAAGGCUAAUAAACCUAAGCCUGAACACAAAGACUCUAAUGAGCAUAAAGAGAACAUUGAGCAUAAAGACUCCAAAGAGCCAAAAAGUAAAAGUGACAAAACCUCAGCAGCAUCAAAAUCAGAAAAACAGCAUCCCACCAAGUCUCAUUCUCCUCCCAGAGAGCGACGAAGAAAAAAGAAGCAAGACUUCCUUAAAAAACCAAAGCCUGUAGACAAUCCAAGACCCCUCCCGCUCCCCCCGAAACAGGACAGUGAGGGACUUCCUCAGCGUAGAAAUAACUACAACGAGAUGGCAGGGGGCGACUCAAAGUCUUCAUCUUCAUCAGGGUCUAAAGACGAUGCCUCAUUAGGGGAUGAAACUCCCAGGAGCCUGCCCAAUAUGUCAGCUAGAGAGAAGAGAAGACAAAGAGAUAAUGCUCAAUCAUACGACCGUCCACAGUCAGCCCGUAUUGUUCUUGUGCCACCAGAGAGUUCAAAAUCCACUGUGAUCACUGACAGGGAUAGAAAAAGGUACGAGCAACAGGCUGGCCCAGUUCGACACCGACAACCAUCAAUAGCGAAUGACAGCAGCUCCUCAGACGAAGAUACACUCAAAGAGUCAGAUGCACAGAGGCAGAGGAGUAAAAUACAACAAAGGCAGCAUCCCUCACUAACCAAUGGUGACUCCUCCACUGCUAAACACAAAAAGCACCACCAGUCUAGGGAGAACAGGGACAUGGACCAGUUCAUUUCGGUCCUUGACAACACUCUACAACUUAAUAAUCAAGACGAUGAAGAGGAAUUGACGGAGGUCAAGGUCCCUCAAGAUGAAACACCUCGCAUUCCCAAGAGCUCAUCAAUGCCAAGUGUGGACACCCUCUGCAAUGCAGACAGAUUAAUGGCCAGAAUAAAUCUUCUGCAUCAGGACUGUAUCAAGGGGGUCGGGUGGCCAAUACUCAAGAAUGCUUAUGAGAUUCUAGGAAGGAUUGAGGAGGAUGAAGUAGAGCCGAAGCUGGUGUCCUUGAUGGGAAAGGAGAAGUUUGACCUCUAUGCAGGGAAGAUAUGGCAGCUCAAGUUCUGUGAAGAUAUGGCGCGCAUAGGCAUACCGUCCUAGCCAUCAGUAACGUUUUACUGACAAAACACUUCCAAAGGUGUGGGCAUUAGGCAGCUGGCUGGUUGGGUCAAGCAUUGAGCAAUAAAGGAUAUCUUUGUUAGCUUGGUAUUAGAUAAUCUGAGAGGAUGAUUAUACCUUGAGCACUAUAGAAUUUCAGGCUACUAUUCAUCAACAAUUUUAUGGCAUUAUAGUGAGGGCUUAUUUAAUAUCAUUCUGUGCAAGGUGUACACCAACCACAUUAACUGAUAAACAUAUAUAAUUGACUGAAUACCUUAACAGAUGCAGUAACACACAGUGGCUUUAAGUGGAUACAUAUUAGUUUACUAUUUCUACCAUGAUUUUGUGACCAGUUUGAAACAUACACACAGGUACACUCAUUUAAAAUGUUUCAUGUAGGGUAAUAACUUUCACUCAAGGUUAUUUGUGAACAGUUCCAGUUUCAUGUGCCAGUAAUGAGUUCUACAAGUAAAUGUAUCUCUGUGGUCUUGUAUCGUCGGUAAAAUAUCAAACCAUAAUGUCCCGAGUCACAGUAUACUUGGUUCAAAUUGAGUCUGUUUCAAUAUAGGUUUUAAGUAAUCACUAAAAUAAUUUGUAGGACAUAAAUGGCAACAUUUACAUCGCAAUCCAUUAAUUUUUUAUGCUCUCUGCUUGUAGCUUAACUGUCAAUGUUUUGGGUUAAUUUUACACAAAUACACAGCAAAUAUGAACAAAACUAUCAAACUUGGAAUUUCUUGAUGACAUCUAAAAUCUUUAUUGAAACAGCCAGGUUCAUAAGACGUGUGUCAUGUCUUUAUUUAUUGUUAAUUACAGAUGAGUUUGUGUGUAAAUAAUGCAAAUUGAAUAUUGGCAGUGUUCUAAAUUGCCAUGUCAAUGAAUUCAGCAUAGAUCAAUUUUUUAUUAUGAUUCGUUGAUGAUAGAUAAUUGAAUGUUUUAAAUAAAAAUCAUAAAAUAAUGGGCAGCUUAUUCAAAACUUUGUUAACGAUAAUGACGUUGUUAACAUCAUCGUUUAUUUUCAAAUCACAGUGACUCUGGAAGCUUAAUGGAUAUACGAGGGGUACUUGUGAUCUACUGUAGUUCUCAUAAGGUUUGAGUCAACUGUUUCAGCUAUACUUGCUUAUUUUUUUAUAUGAGCACAUUAUCAAACAUUAUUCAUUUAUAAAAUGUUGUUAAUCAUGUUGUUAACUUUAACAAAGUUCUGAAUAAAAGGCCCAAUUUUGUUUAAAAGGUGUACAUCUUUUGUCCUCAAAGAUUUUUAUGAAAUUCAGUUGAUGUAAUGGGUAUAUAUAUAUCUAUUCCAUAGAAAGUGACCUUUUUGUGAUAGAUUAUUGGUUGUCAUAAUAUACACAUACAUGUGCUGUUUUCAAUUGUGAUAUUAAUACAUUCCAUUGUGUAUUGGAUGUGAUUUUCAUUUGCUGUCAUUUUUUGUCACCCUGUAUUAAUCACUUUCACAGAGUUUUAGUUCACAAAUCCAUUUCAUUAUAUCACAGAGAAGUAUAUUAAUCACACAUUUCUUGUUCAUUUUAUUUUGUUUCUCAGACAGAAUAACAUGUAUUUACAUCAAGAUUUUCAUUAAUUUUUUAUACGGUUUUAUUCAUUAGGCUUAGCUUAAGAAAUGCUGAGGUUAGGGCAACACGACCCUACCUGAUAAAAUAAGUAUUUAUUAUUUAGUACACAAUUUACCAAAAUGUCAUGGAAAGCAUUUGCAACUUGCUUUUCUGUUUUUACUGGCCGUAAAAAAACACAACUUUGUCCCUACCCUAAGUAAGUUUUUUUGAGAGUGUUGGCCUAAACUCAGAUAUUAUCUUUUUUAGGCCUUAACAGAAGUAUUUCUGUCCGAGGCAUCCAAACUUCACUUGUUUACAAUGUUUAAAGUUUUUCCAUAGAUAAAUGGAAUUAUUUUCCAACAUCGAAUUUUGUAAAUACCUUAUUCACGACUUAUAUGUUCAAACUAGAAAUAGAAAAAUACUGUUUAGCUUCUCAACCUAGUUCCAUUUUAAAUAAAUAUUUACAUAGUUUUGUCUCAUUUUAAUGAUAAAUAGUGCCAAGCUUACUCCAUGACUGCAUCUUAAAAUAUAACUUAAUGAAAAAAUUAGACAAAAAAAAACACAAUCAAAUAACACAUCCCAUUAAAUGAGUAUGCUGUCUUUAGAUUGACCCUUAUUACUAAUUUAUAACUCUAAUUUCUAUUUUCUUAUGAUGUAAAUAUAAACACAGGUUUAUCAUAAUCUUUCUUUACAUGUAUUGUUUCUGAGUAAAACCACAUAGAUAUAUAUAGACUGUCUAUAUAAUAUAUAUAAGAUUAUUUUUUUUCGAGAGAAACCCCUGUGAGUAAAACACCCAUAGCGACAGUAAAGGAGAAUAGGGAAGUUAUGCAGUACAUGUUGUUAAAAGAUUCCGUCCAAAGGAAGGCAGGCUUGUUAUUGGGACCAAAAAUAAUUAGUGACAUGAUUUUAUGUAAUACUGUAUGGAGAAAUGUCUUUUAAUAUGAGUAUAGGGUUUUUCACCAAAAAGUAAAUGAAAGAUAAAGGGUUAAUUGAAAAUUUUACAUUUCAAUUUAAACAUGGUAUUAUUUUUACUUUGAAGGCGCACAAUAAAGGUGGAUGCAAAACAAGUUUUUAAUUGUAAUGCAUUAUUGUGUUUAACUCAAUUGACUUGACUUUAAACAAAAAAUGCAUAUGAUUAAGGUAAAGAUUAAAAAAUAUUAGCAAUAUUUUCGCAUCUACCUUUGACAAAGGUCCUUUGUUGUGAUCUAUAAUGUGGAAACACAGACAAUUUCAAUUUAGUUAGCAGAGAAUUUUUGUUUUGACAUCUGUUCUUUUACUGCCUUUUCUAAAGUUGCAAAUAUGUCUCAAAAACAUCCAUUUAUGCUUUGAUUACAUUGUUCUAUUUACUGAUGUUCAUAUUUCACCUAGAGUCAAUAAUGUAUAUCAGCAUUUCAAUGAGGAUGGAUAUCACAUUUUAAUGUUCUAAUUUAUAGUAUGUAGAAAAUCUGAAAUAAAGAAACCCUUUUCCACUGA
Mya arenaria is the source of this 5932-nucleotide messenger RNA. Its product is annotated as serine/threonine-protein kinase Nek4-like. Gene Ontology annotation, molecular function: ATP binding; protein kinase activity. The record is from RefSeq and is a predicted model, not a curated record. The transcript is spliced from 18 exons. Gene Ontology annotation, biological process: protein phosphorylation. NCBI's taxonomy places the organism in Eukaryota, Metazoa, Mollusca, Bivalvia, Myida, Myidae. Bases 663 to 2915 code for a protein of 750 amino acids.